Messenger RNA from Exaiptasia diaphana, 846 nucleotides. RefSeq lists its product as uncharacterized. The record is from RefSeq and is a predicted model, not a curated record. The transcript has 4 exons. Bases 94 to 747 code for a protein of 217 amino acids. Lineage: Eukaryota; Metazoa; Cnidaria; Anthozoa; Actiniaria; Aiptasiidae.
UAACGUCAAGGUUUUUGAUAUCCUCACAUCAUAAAUCUCAACAAUCUUCAACAGUGCACCAUUUUACCUUUCGCUUCCAAAGAACUCGCGAAGAUGGUUUUCGACAAAGUGUCUUAUAUUUUCGCGUUGGCUUUCCUAUACAUUUCUUAUUCAGAAUGUACUUUYACUGAAUGCGAAAAAAACUAUCUACCACAAUGCGGGCAUGUAUUCGUCAGUACCUGGAAAAAUGCUGAUCCGAAUGCUGACAUCAGUGAAGAGUAUUGCAAGGCCUUUCAGAGUUAUGGAAAAUGCCUGAGUGAGGACUCAAGAUCGUGCUCAGGCACUAUCAUCGGUCUUUUACGUCAAGGCAUUGCCGACCACUUGCUUGUCAACAAAAAAACAGCUCUCUGCCCAAAUAUGGAUUUUUCAGCCCUUAUUGCAAAUCUGGAAGCUUUGGCAAAAGCAAACAUACCAUCAGCUGUUGCCAGCCUUUUCAACUUGAAGAAACUUGAUGGAGAUGUGGCUGAAGCCUGUGACAUCAAGGCAAGCCGAGAGUGUGCAAAUUACAUCGCGGGAAACUUCAUAAAUCACUUCAAAGCAAACCAAGGCGCAUGUCUGGCAAARGAAGCMGAUGAAUACAUUUUUACCUGCUUUGAAGCAAAGGGGGAUCAGUGCAAUGGAAAGUUGACYAAUAAAUUCCGUGAAACAAUUAAGAAAAUAGGAAAGCUGAUCAUGGAUGAACAAAGGCCACUUCUGGACAACUGCUAGAGAGGGACUGAAAUAGUUAGGAUGGAUGUUAUUCGUUUCAUUCUUAAACAUCUUUGUAUUAGUGAUGAAAAUCAAAAUAAAUUCGACUCUUGCAGCGCA